Salvelinus sp. IW2-2015 is the source of this 3328-nucleotide messenger RNA. NCBI's taxonomy places the organism in Eukaryota, Metazoa, Chordata, Actinopteri, Salmoniformes, Salmonidae. The record is from RefSeq and is a predicted model, not a curated record.
UCAAGGUUUAUACACAUCAUUGGCCAUCGACACAGUUGACGUCAAAUGAUUCGUCAAUGAUCUUGGCGACAAACAGAGUUGAGGAGGCUGUAUCAUUGGGCUCUGUGAGCUGAAGGAGAGGACCCUUUACCCAAGAGCUACCGGCUAUUAGCUACCGCUAGCUAGAUUACUAUCGCCAUGGAGUUGGCUCACAGUCUACUUCUGAACGAGGAAGCCCUAGCUCAGAUCACUGAGGCUAAGAGACCCGUAUUCAUCUUCGAAUGGCUCCGCUUCCUGGACAAGGUUCUAGUGGCAGCAAACAAGGUGGAUGUGAAGGAGAAGCAGAAGAAGUUGGUUGAGCAGCUGACAGGGUUGAUCAGCAGUGCCCCUGGCCCUCCCACCAGGAAAUUGCUAGCUAAGAACCUGGCUACCCUCUACAGCAUAGGAGACACCUUCACCGUCUUCCAGACACUGGACAAGUGCAACGACAUCAUCAAGAGCAAGGAUGACACGCCCACCUACCUCCCCACCAAACUGUGAGCUUGUGCCUGUAUUGGGUCCUUCUAUGAGAAGAUGGGGCGGAUGCUGGGAAGCUCCUUCCCGGACACCAUCACCAACAUUGCUGAAAGCACUGAAGACUGCAGAUCUCAGGGUCGUAGUGAGAUUCUCCUGAGUCUACAGAAGGUGUUGAAUGGUCUUGGUGGAGCAGCAGCCUCUUGCCAUAGAGACAUCUAUAAGAUCACUCGCUCCCUACUCACAGACCGCUCCAUGGCUGUGCGCUGUGCCGUGGCUAAGUGUCUGCUAGAGCUGCAGAAUGAGGCUGUGUUCAUGUGGACCACCGAGCUGGAGAACCUAGCUACGCUGUGCUUCAAGGCCCUGGAAGGAUCGAACUAUGGAGUGAGGGUAGCCGUAUCCAAACUGCUAGGAACCAGCAUGGCCACGGCCCUGAUGCCCAAACAAGCUGCAGGCGUAUAUGCCGCGGCAUAUGUUGUAUUCGUGACCACGCUGGGCGGCCAGUGGCUGGAGAGGAACUUUGCCACGUUCCUGUCUCAUGUUCUGGACCUGGUCAGCCACCCGCGGGCCACCCAGACACACGUGGAGGCGGUGUACUCCCGUCGUUGUGUGUCGUUCAUGCUGCGCUCCACUCUGGGCGGGCUGCUAGGGGAGAAGGCCCAGAUCGCCGCAGGGAAAGACAUCUGCCAGGCUAUCAGUAAACAGAUGAGGGCUGUGGGUAAGGAGAUAGAUGGGGGGGAGGUGUCACGGUUCAGAGCUUUACAGAGUAAGUACACAUCCAUUUUAUUAUUAUUAUUAUUGCAUUUUAGUUCUCAUCAUUUAAGAUAUACUUCAUUUAAUUUGAUCCUAAUUUCUUAUGAUUUACUUUUGAGUCUUUUUCUUUCUUGUUUUCUCAUGAUUUGUACUUUUUUAAAAAGGGUAAAAUCCCAACUUCAACUUAGGUCCAGUCUCCCAUUGACUAAGUGGAAGUCGGGAUUCUCCAACACACAAGUCUUUCUUUAUCAUCUCUCAUUUUGGAGUCGGUGGGCUUUUGUUGUGUGGGCUGCUCGCUUUGCUCAUCCUCUGACUCCACUGAUCUCGCUCUCUUACCUGUGUCUCCUGGAGACGGUCUCCUCUGUGUUGCUCCACCCCAGCAUGGCGGCCCGUCUGGCGGCGGCCUGGUGUUUACGCUGCGUUGCCGUGGCGCUGCCCUAUCAGCUGACUCCCCUGCUGGAGCGCUGUGCGGAGCGGAUUAACAACCUGAAGAGCUCUCCAGAGGCCGUCAGCGGAUACAGCUUCGCCAUGGCUGCUCUGCUGGGCGGCGUGCACCAAUGUCCUCUGGGCGUACCGCAUUCCAAGGGAAAGCAGCGUAGCUUUUGUGCCCAAUCUGUCCUGAGUGCUGACAGAGGAUGUGUCCCGUCGGUCAUCAAGGUGCAUGGCACCCAUCUGAAGGCCAGUGCAGCCAUGGUGAGGCUGAGACUCUAUGACAUCUUGGCUCUACUGCCCCCGAAGACAUACGAAGGUAGUUUCAAUGCCCUGCUGAGAGAGCUGGUGGCGGAGUUCACUCUGACUGAUAACUCGGCCAACACGACCACCUCGUUGCUACGCUCCCUCUGUCACUAUGACGACAGUGUUCUGAUGGGGUCCUGGCUACAGGAGACUGACCACAAGUCCAUCGAGGACCAGCUCCAGCCCAACAGUGCGUCAGGCAGUGGCGCUCUAGAACACGACCCCUCCUCCAUCUACCUGAGGGUACCGAUGGGCGAGGCCAUGCCUGGACCCCUCCCCCUCGGCGUUUCUGUCAUCGACGCCUCCGUCGCUUGGAGUAGAGUGUGUUACCCUCAUGUCUCCUUUAAACAUAGGCUGCAGAUGCUGGACCACUUUGCAGAGUGUAUUAAACAGGCCAAGGGGGUCAGACAGCAGGCUGUCCAGCUCAAUAUCUUCACCGCCGUACUGAGCGCCCUCAAGGGUCUGGCAGAGAACAAGUCCACCCUGGGUCCUGAAGAGGUUCGUAAAUCCGCCCUGGCGCUGGUGAUGGGCGCUCUGGACAACCCAAACCCCAUCCUACGCUGUGCUGCCGGGGAGGCCUUGGGAAGGAUGGCUCAGGUGGUGGCCGAGGCCACCUUCAUUGCCCGCAUGGCCCAGUACAGCUUUGACAAACUGAGGUCAGCCCGUGACGUGGUCUCCAGAACAGGCCACUCCCUGGCUCUGGGCUGUCUGCACAGAUACGUAGGAGGGAUUGGUUCAGGACAGCACCUCAAAACUAGCGUCAGCAUCCUAUUGGCCCUAGCCCAGGAUGGAACCUCCCACGAGGUGCAGACGUGGGCUCUCCACUCCUUGGCUCUCAUCGUAGACUCCAGUGGUCCUAUGUAUCGAGGUUAUGUGGAGCCCACCCUUUCCCUGGUCCUGACCCUGCUCCUAACCGUCCCGCCGUCACACACUGAGGUACACCAGUGUCUGGGACGAUGCCUGGGGGCGCUCAUCACCACCGUCGGACCCGAGCUACAGGGAAAACGGUUGCAUUGGGCCUUUAAUGUGUCAUGUAUGCCUGUUUUUCCUGUGUGGGACGUUGAAGUAUUCCUUCCUUCCUGUCCAGAGGCUGGAGGAGGGGUUGUGGCACCGGUAGAUCUGGGUAAAGAAGAGGACGACUCGGAGAAGCAGGAUGAGAUCGAUGAUGACAUCAUGUUUACGGCGCUGGGAGAGGAUAAUAACGCCAAGCCGUCUGUGGCGCCGCGCUGGGUGACCCGUGUGUUCGCCGCAGACUGUCUGUGUCGUAUCAUACUGCUGUGUGAGAACGCAGACAAGAGCCACUUUGACCUGGCCGGCGCCCGCUCUGCUAAGGCCAAGAACCCUAAAG